AUGAUUGUGAAAAUUCAUCUUUUGAUCCCUUGUCUUUGUUUUUCUGCAGCAAUCACGAAUAUCUCAUACAAUGCCGCGAUGGAAUUGGAAAUUACUGCUGUACCAAUCAUUCCUUUGGCAUUCGACUGCUCAAUUGUGCUUAUUGGACCGAAUCCACAAUCAAAUCUAGACCUUCAAGAGAAUGUCUAUACAUUGGUUCAAUUUCUCUUUGAAAAGCAUCAAGAAUUUGAUCUUGAAGAGUCGUCAACAGAAACCUACCUACUACCAAAAUAUGAAUUAACGCUAAUUCGGCUUAUUCUACGUGAAUUUGAAAAACUUCAAAUUCUUUUGAAAGAAGAUCAUUUGGAAUUCUGGUUCAGAAUUUGUCGUUAUCGUCUUUACCGAGAUCGGUCUCUUGUAAGCGAUGAUGAGUACGAAUUUUGUCUUAGAGUUGAAGAAUAUCUUGUGUCCAACAACUUAGUAGAUCGGGUUUUGAUUGCACGUCGUCUGUUGGUGGAGUUUGUUGAGAACACCACAUUAAAGCUUAAGCUAUUUUAUCCUCGAUACAUUGUUCAGUCAAAUAAAUUGAAUUGGUUUGAGUAUUUAGUCGUAGAAAUGUUGGCUGAUUUCAAAGUACCACAUCUUUCAUUCGCAUACCUUUCAACUACUGAAUCUGAUUUUUAUUAUUGUCAUCAAUGCAAGAUAGAUUUCAAUGUAAGAUACAAAGAAUGUGUCAAUCUUGAAACACUGCUCAGUUAUCUUGGACUUGCGGUUAAUAUUAAAGACUCUUUACGUCUGUUGAAGAUAUUCAACUUACCUUACAGAGGUUUGAAUGAACACACUUUCACUACCCUUCGAAAAAUAGCUCAGUGUGAUAAUCUGUCAGUUACUCAGGUAGCGGUCUCAUUUGUUGGUCGUUUGCGGUUGGGGGAUUCUAGCUAUGCUCCUGAAAGUAAUCACCCCCUUCGACAAUGGUCUUCAGGUUUGAUACACUUGGUUGACUCCCUGAAUAGUUGUCAUGAUAUAUUAUCUGGUGCAGCUGACGAUAGCUUAUUGGCAGCUGGUACUGCUAAUUCACUGAUGUCCGUUGACGAUGCUGUUCAGUCUGUUUCUCAGUGUCUUCGUGCAUCUUGUCGUAUACUGAGAAAACCUGGUAUAGUCGACAAAAGCGUGCACCAGGAAGUUAAGCCAAUAAUUAAUUUAACAAAACUUUCAAUUGUGUGUGACAAUCUUGUCAAACGCAUUCGGAAAUUGUCCUCCACAAAUAUCGUAUCUAAGAUGUGCUGUGAUACUCCAGACAGACCCGCAAUUGCAGGAGGAAGUGUUCGAGGCAGGGCAGCCUACAAACUGAUACGCUUAUUACUUGUAACAGAAUCCGAGCGUCUGCGGAGUAAUUCAGUUGAAUUCAACAAUUCAACUUCCAGUCCUGUUUUACAGAAUAAUGAAUUGCCCAAUAAGGACGACUGUUCAACUACACCGUUAAGUCAGCUGUCGAAGUCCGAUACACCCACCACAGAUGGUCGGACAUGCAGAUUACUUCAAAUGUUCAUAUCACCGUCUACACCACUAGUAAAUAAUUUAAAGCCGGUUGUCAGAAAUAUUCCUUCUCCACAGGAUCGAAUGAAUGAUGAGAAUGGUUUUGUCCCGAUGCCUAAAAGAAUUGUUAUGUCGCGCUACCAGUCUAAUCUAGAAUGGGUCAGUAGUCAUUGUUCACCAUUGGUUAUGCAUUCUUUUUCUAUUGAUGAAGCGAAGUCAUUGCCAUGUUGGAAUAUACUGAAUGAAGAUUCACAGUCGAAUGCAUCUUUUACUAAAGAAGACAAGGACUUAAACAGUGGUUAUUCUGAACCUGGGACACCAACGACAUUAUUCAGAAAAGAAAACAGACGAUCGAGGGCCUUAUUCACAGAAGAAAAUUCUGAGAGUGAUGCUAAAACGGCACAGUGCAACACACUUUUCAACAGUAAGGUGACUUCUAAUCAAAUAGCGAAAAGCGGAGGUAAACAGAAUACUAAGAAGUUAACAAAUCCAAAGAGACGCUCGAAAACUGUUCUACGCACUGUUUCUUCAAAUAAACAGCGAUCUCUGUUAGAAUUUUUCAAAUCAUAG
Trichobilharzia regenti is the source of this 2085-nucleotide messenger RNA. NCBI's taxonomy places the organism in Eukaryota, Metazoa, Platyhelminthes, Trematoda, Strigeidida, Schistosomatidae. The record is from the annotation of a GenBank genome assembly.